Messenger RNA from Malassezia globosa CBS 7966, 1398 nucleotides. RefSeq lists its product as uncharacterized. The record is from RefSeq and is a predicted model, not a curated record. Bases 1 to 1398 code for a protein of 465 amino acids. The transcript has a single exon. NCBI's taxonomy places the organism in Eukaryota, Fungi, Basidiomycota, Malasseziomycetes, Malasseziales, Malasseziaceae. Gene Ontology annotation, cellular component: U5 snRNP. Gene Ontology annotation, molecular function: protein binding.
AUGAAACGCAAAGCGCCCGAUUCUGUAUCGAACACAUCUGGUAAGAGGGCGCAUGUGAAUGAUGAAGAUGAAGAUGUACUUGGUGAUUUGGACAUGGAGGCACACGCUGCUCGGCAAACCAAGCUGAGACGGGGUCGUGUCAUGACCCAGGGAUACGAGUCGGAUGAGUCGGAUAACGAGUCUGGCGCGCAACGAAUGCGCAAAACUAACGAACGAGAUCAUGCUGAAGAUGAUGGAGAUGAUGAUAUGUUCGCCGAAGCAAGUGGUAAAGAGGAGGAUGACGUAUCAACGACCAAGAAAAAGACACGCUUCCUUAAGCUAUCGGAUAUCGAGGGACAAGAGUUCGGAGCACGCACGAAAAUAGAGGAUGAGGUUCAUAAUAUUCACGGAAAUGAUGGCGAUGAUGACGAGGAAGAUUACGAGGACGUGAUGGACCCCGAAGAAGAUCCCGAGUAUGAACACGAGUUGGCCAUCAAAAGCCAACGGCACGAAGAUGCCAAUGCAGAUGCAGAGCGCACACCGCCAGGAUCUCCAAGCCAAAAAGCACAACGUGGUUCUGUUAAAAAGCAUGGCAUGGGAUUCCGCAUCGAAAAGUUUAAUAUGAAGUCGGAGAUGGAAAGUGGCCAGUUUGACGAGGAUGGAAACUACAUCCGCAACGCACGCGACAAGUUCAGCCAGAAUGACCGUUGGCUUGAAGGAAACUACUCGAGAAAGUCUAUGAAGGCUGCAAGUGAGUCACAAAGACGUCGCAAAGCUGCGGAACUUGAGCGAGAAAAACAGCAAGAGGCUGCAUUUCCUACAAUGGAACACGCCAUGAAAGAGCUCGUUGAGUGUAUGAAGCCUGGUGAAAGUGUGUUGGACGCACUACAGAGGCUUGGCAAAGCGACGAAGAGUGCAAAGGAACAAGCAUCUUCCGAUCAACAAAGCCGCGCUCAGUUUGAACGGCUGACGCAUAUCGCAGGUGUGCUAAUGUCACAGUAUGGACACAUGAACGUAUAUGACGACGUGUACGAAGGCCUCGUUCGGAUGGUGCGCCGGGCGCGCCUCGUCCCCGAGGACUGGGAUCCCUCGCGUCCUAAGGAGAAGACAGUCGAGGCUGCCACUGCCGAAGAAACUGCAUCAGAUCAUCGAGCUGGAUACAUGUGGGAAUAUAAAUGGACGCCUAAAUAUCUAUCGCAGAUGGCCAGGGAAAAGGGCGAACGUGUGAAUCCAGAGGUUCAAGUGUUUGGCCCCUUUUCGGAGUCACAGUUGAUUGAGUGGGCGCGUUAUGGCUACUUCGGCGUAAACCAACAAAAUAUAGCGAUUCGCCCAUCAGCGUCCCAUACCCCUUCAUCCGCGUCUACUUCGUCAUGGUCGACGUGGCACGACGCUGGUUUACCCUCUUCAUUCACAACAUAG